GGGGCGUACACUGCCGCAAAGCGGAAGUGCAGCGCUUAGCGGGUACCGGCGCCGGAAGGUCAGCGUGUGGAGGUGGUGGUAACACGGGGCCUCCCGCUGUUACCGAGGAGCAGCUGCCCAAGCCGGGACUGAGGCAGCGGCGGGAAGAGACAGGCAGUUUGCUGCGACGCCAUGGAAGGCGGCGGGGGCAGCGGCAACAAAACUACAGGGGGGUUGGCCGGCUUUUUCGGAGCCGGUGGGGCCGGUUACUCGCACGCGGAUUUGGCUGGCGUCCCACUGACUGGUAUGAACCCUCUGUCUCCUUAUUUAAAUGUGGAUCCACGAUAUCUCGUACAGGAUACAGAUGAGUUUAUUUUACCGACUGGAGCUAAUAAAACCCGGGGCAGGUUUGAACUGGCCUUCUUUACCAUAGGAGGAUGUUGCAUGACAGGGGCUGCAUUUGGGGCAGUGAAUGGUCUUCGGCUAGGAUUGAAGGAAACCCAGAACAUGGCCUGGUCCAAACCAAGAAAUGUACAGAUUUUGAAUAUGGUGACGAGGCAAGGGGCACUUUGGGCUAAUACUCUAGGUUCUCUGGCUUUGCUCUAUAGUGCAUUUGGUGUUAUCAUUGAGAAAACACGAGGUGCAGAAGAUGACCUCAAUACAAUAGCAGCCGGAACCAUGACAGGCAUGUUGUAUAAAUGUACAGGUGGUCUCCGAGGGGUAGCACGAGGUGGUCUGGCAGGACUAACACUUACCAGCCUCUAUGCACUAUAUAAUAACUGGGAGCAUAUGAAAGGCUCCUUGCUCCAGCAGUCACUCUGAAGAUUUUGCCAACUCAAGAAUGGAGGACACUUCAGUAGAACAAUUUAUCAGUCAGUCUGGAGUUAUUCUCGUCUACCUACAAUUAAUUUGAAAAAUUAGAGAUUCUGGUUUGCUGUGAUGAAGAUCAUGAAUGGGUGGCCAGGAUUGGCACUCUUUCCAGCCAUUAGUGGGUUGAAGCCAAAACCCUUUGGUGGCUCACUGAGUAACGUGGUUCUCUUCUCCUUCAGAGAAGACCUCGCACCUACCUGUUCUCUCUCCUCCCCACUGAACUGGAAAACCACUUACUCUCAGAAUUCGGGUCAUGCCUGUUGUCAAUACUAUAUCAGCAAGUCUAUUCACUGAAUGACCAGAAACUGUAAUGUUGCACUGUAUUCUGAAUAAAGGGUAAAAAUAGAACCAAAGUUAUAAAUCCAA
Molecule: messenger RNA, 1215 nt
Organism: Lemur catta (Ring-tailed lemur)
Lineage: Eukaryota; Metazoa; Chordata; Mammalia; Primates; Lemuridae
Gene: TIMM23
Product: translocase of inner mitochondrial membrane 23
Exons: 7
Coding region: 172-801 (209 amino acids)
Biological process (GO): protein import into mitochondrial matrix
Cellular component (GO): mitochondrial inner membrane; TIM23 mitochondrial import inner membrane translocase complex
Molecular function (GO): transmembrane protein transporter activity
Source: RefSeq, a predicted model, not a curated record